AUCACUGUUCGGGAUGCUCUGAACCAGGCUUUGGAUGAAGAGCUGGAGAGAGACGAGCGGGUGUUUAUGCUAGGGGAGGAAGUUGCACAGUACGAUGGAGCCUAUAAGAUCAGUAGGGGACUUUGGAAGAAGUAUGGUGACAAACGGGUUAUGGAUACUCCUAUAUCUGAGAUGGGAUUUGCAGGUAUUGCGGUUGGUGCUGCUAUGGCUGGAUUGAGGCCAGUAUGUGAGUUUAUGACAUUUAACUUCUCCAUGCAAGCCAUUGAUCAAGUUAUUAAUUCUGCUGCUAAGACCCAUUACAUGUCAGCCGGGCUCGUCCCUGUUCCAAUCGUUUUCCGGGGACCCAACGGAGCAUCGGCCGGUGUGGCUGCCCAGCACUCUCAGUGCUUUGCCGCCUGGUAUGGGCACUGUCCAGGACUGAAAGUCGUGAGUCCCUGGAAUGCCGAAGAUGCAAAGGGUCUGCUGAAAGCUGCAAUCCGAGAUGAUAAUCCAGUUGUGUUUUUGGAGAAUGAACUGAUGUACGGUGUUCCAUUCGAACUGUCCGAGGAAGCUCAGUCUAAAGACUUUGUUCUUCCUAUUGGUAAAGCAAAGAUUGAACGGCCAGGCAGUCAGAUCACUGUGGUCGCUCACUCUCGUCCUGUGGGUCACUGUAUAGAGGCUGCCAAUGUGCUGGCUAAGGAAGGAAUUGAUUGUGAGGUUAUCAACUUGCGCACAAUCCGACCAAUGGACAUUGAAACGAUCGAAGCCAGCGUUGUGAAGACCAACCAUCUGGUCACAAUAGAGGGAGGGUGGCCUCAGUUUGGUGUAGGAGCUGAAAUCUGUGCCAGGAUUAUGGAAGGUCCUGCAUUCAAUUACCUGGAUUCUCCUGUGUUCCGUGUAACUGGAGCGGAUGUUCCCAUGCCUUAUGCCAAGACCUUGGAAGAAAACUGCUCACCCCAAGUAAAGGAUAUCAUAUUUGCAGUGAAAAAGACUCUAAAUCUUAUCUAAAUGUGUGUAUAUACUGUAUAUAUAAAGUCAUUUAAAGGUCAUUAACAUGUCAUUCUAAAACCUAGGUGUCCUGACAUCUAUGUACUAUUUUAUGUUUCUGGGAAAAUGUUUUAUAGGAAGAAAGCAUUUCAUUCUAUGCUGGGUCAAAAAACAAACCGGUUAUAUCCCGGAGGGUGUUCUUGUAUUGGGGGCUUUGUCCAGCGGCAUCAUCGCCCCUUCCAACACUCCAUCCAAUCUGUCCUUCUCAUAGUGAGAGAUGUUUUAAAAAAUGGACAAUAUUUAUUAGAGUAACUCAAGUACUUCUGUAUAAAAUAACUUCUCUCUAACUCCUGAAAACGAAGGAAUACACACAUUGUUCCUUUCUACUACAAUAAAAUCCAUUAUUUGUUUCUUUAA
This is a messenger RNA of Rana temporaria (common frog), 1383 nucleotides long. It is a transcript of the gene PDHB, whose product is annotated as pyruvate dehydrogenase E1 subunit beta. Gene Ontology annotation, biological process: pyruvate decarboxylation to acetyl-CoA. The record is from RefSeq and is a predicted model, not a curated record. Lineage: Eukaryota; Metazoa; Chordata; Amphibia; Anura; Ranidae. Gene Ontology annotation, molecular function: pyruvate dehydrogenase (acetyl-transferring) activity.